AUGAAUCCCUACCCUUGCUGGAUCUACGUGGCUAGCCUGCAGGUCAGACAGUGUAAAAUGCCACACAGCUCUGUGGACAGCAUCAGCCACAGCAGCCAGAGCAAUCCAGGAAACUCCCCAUCUUCUACUGCUUUGAACAGUAGCACUGAGCAUCUGCUGCAAAAGAAACAGAACACCAACAACAGCCGGCUUUGUAACCCAGACUUCUCGUCCUGUGGUUUAGCUCCACGCUCUCCCAGCACAUUACCUCGAUCCUAUGCCACCGCUACCGCUGCCGCCAGCAGGGACAGCCAGCUGGACAGUCUGAUGAUGCAGCACACUGAUGUGGAGAGGAAGGAGGUGUUCCUGGACCACCUGAGGCAGAAGUAUCCCCACCAUGCUGCCAUUAUCAUGGGACACCAGGACCGCAUGAAGAAACAGGUGGGGAGUCCCCGACCCUCUGAAAGCCCCACCUGUGCAGGUGUACUAGGCUUGGUGGAGCAGCAGGACCCUCUGGCCACAGAGGCCAUGUCUGAUGGAGAGGUGCUGCCCCCCACAGCCCCCUUCACAAGGGGCUGUAAAGCCAGAGCAAGUCUACCUGUGGGGCGGUCGAGUGGUCAGACAAGAGAGAGGCCCCUUGGUGUGUUGUACCUGCAGUAUGGGGAGGAGACCAAGCAGGCCAGGAUACCCACUGAGAUCAGCAGUCAGGAUUCUCUGCGAGCUCUGUUUGUCACCGCCUUCCCCCAUCAGCUCACCAUGAAGAUGCUGCAGUCUCCAAGCAUGGCCAUCUACAUCAAAGACAACAGCCGCAACGUUUACUACGACCUGGAGGACAUCAGGGGUUUAAUGGAGGCCCGGUACUGCUGCAGCCCCCCUGGGAUCCCUGUGACCCCAGCAUCCACCAUGUCUACAGCCAGAGAGGGAGGAGCGCUGCACUGGGAGGAGGCAAUGCUGAGGCGACCUCCUCCGUCCUGCAGACCGAAGAGCAGGAAGUAUGGAGACAGCCAACGUCCUCCACUGGGGACCAAAACCCCGCCCCCUUCCCCUCACAGAGUUAAUGAAGUCAAGAUGAUUGAUGGACAGAUCAUUGGAGGGGUGGGCCUAGUGUCUCCAGAGAGGAUGUCCCCGAUUCGCCGGUCCCUGCAGCGGGACAGUAACGGGGCCACAGUGGACAUUAUAAAUAGAAGUGGCUCAUCAUCCUCUACCUCGUCUGUUUUUGUGGACAGCCCUCUGGGACAACCAGAGAGACUGUUUCAGGGUCCUGUGACUGCCAGCAACACUCAGAGUGAGAGAAUGAAAGCCAUGGAGGAGCAGAUAGCCAGUCUAGCAGGACUGGUGCACCAUGCUCUGUCUAUGGGAUCAGAUGUUCCAGGAGUCAAGGACACUGUCAGUGAGCCUGCUGGACGCAAACUUUUCAACAACAGACCUGGAGUGUCCACUGAGGUGCAGAACCCUGCUGCUUUGACUGACCACUUCAGCCCUACCCCCUUGGCUCUUCAGGCUCCUCCCUCUGACAGCGGGAUGCAGCAGAGCUUGAUGUUAGCGAAGAAGAGUGUGUGUGAGCUGCGGCUGCAACUCAACCAACUGAGACACUUACAGCUGUCAAACCAGGAGAGUGUGAGUUCGAUGCUGCGUAUGGCAGGUCAGGAGCUGGUGGUGUUGAUGUGUGAUCGGUUGGCUCAGUCUGAGGAAGUAGCGUACAGAAGAAGAACUGAGAUGGAGGAGGAGAGGAUCCACUACCUGGCCACAGAGGAGAGAAUACUCUCACAGCUCAAUGAACUGGAGAAUUAUGUGGACCGUUUGCAAAGAAGCUCCGCCUCUAGUCCCGGCCGGCUAUCGAUAACUCUGAGGGACGUGGAGGAGGGAGCAGUCAACCUCCGGAGAGUUGGAGAAGCUGUGGCCAUCCUUAAAGCUCCAGCAGCACCCUCACAGCUUCCUGCAGCCACAGUGGAGCCUCCUCCUUCAGCUGCUCCCUUACCUCCUCCACCAGCUGUUCCCUCACCUUCUCCAUCAGCUUCUCCAAGCACGGAGCGCAGCAGCCGGCCACAGGUGGAGAAACCCCGUCGCUCCAGUGUGGACAAGGAGAUGAAGCAGAGUCCAGAUAGGUCCGGCAAGUCUCCUCCCCCUCCUCCUCCACGCAGGUUCCAUGCUGUCAGCUCAGGUCUUACUACAGGAAGGUCAGGAGAGGUGAUUUUGACCUCCAGGAAAGAGCCGGUUGGAGCCCAGAAUGAGGAUGAGAAAGAGAAAGUGGUGGUUCCUCAACCCAAACCCCCAAGACAGCCACCAGAGGUCAAACCCAAACCCCAGAUGUUUCUGGCCAGUUCCAGCCUAACCCCUGCCACAGACAGAGCACACAGGGACGAGGAGGAGGAAGAGGAGGAGGACAGCAAAUUCAUGAAAGAGCUGCAGGUGACUACACAACUGUCAAAUAAGACUAAUUUGCCAGGUGGAAAUAAGCUGUGGAAAAGAGAGUUGAAGACAUCUCCAAAAUCACAGGUGGCCAAUCAGAACCCUUCUGAGUUAGCAACAUCUGCCUACCAGUCAGCUCCUCAGCCACAAAUCACCGAUGGCUGCCCACGUAAACUAAUAAUAGCAGCUGGACUGGAAGAACACAGUGAAGCAGGGAAAGGCAGUGUAAGUCUUGAUAAGAUAGAGAAUGUGGUUAAACAUGUACGUUCCCUGAACAGUGCAACAAUAGAGAAGGUGCAGGUCCACCCACCUGAAGCUUUACAAGAUAUUCAAAAGAAUGAGGAGGUGCCAACACCAACCCAAAAGAAAGCAAAGAAGACGGAAGUACUUACAGUUACAACUUCCCAGAAAGAAAAUGAUAUUACUGUGAACACUCAUGAGCAGAUUAACAAGGAGGUUGUUGGACAUGUGUGCUCUCCAACCUCAGCAGAAAAGAAGGUCAAGUUUACAACAAUUGUUACUCUACAAAAAGAAAACAUGCCAGCAAGUCCUGUCCAGACAAAUGAAAGUAUCAAAGAAGUACCAGCUGAGAAGAAGUCAGAUGUAAUCGUGGUUUUAACUUUACAAAAAGAAAACACCCCAGAGGAUUGCUUGAUAGAGUUGUCACCAAAGUUCCAGCAGGAUAAGUACCUGUGCUCAGAUCAGGAGUGUGUAGCUUCUUUUCAACUCCAACAACUUCCCCCUAUUUCGCCCAUCCUGACAUACAGUCACGGCAGUAAGCAGCAGAACCAGGAGUCAACAGUGCAAGUAUCCAGGGACCAAUCUCAAUAUGCAGAAGAAGGAGGUAGCCUGAACCCAGAGAUUUGGGAUGAUGAGGGACCUCCUCCUUCACCACCUAAAAUAAGCCUUAGAAUCUCGAAGACCAGAGUCAGGACACACUCCCAAGAGGAAGACCUAACCAAAAUCAUUGGCUCUGACAUACAGAGUGUGACUGGGGACAGCACUGGUGAACCCACUUAUCGGGAAUAUGAAAAUCAAGGUUUUGAGGAUAGCAAUGACUCUGAUAUGAAACCUAUUCUUGUUAUCUUGAAUGAGCUUGAUAUUCAGUCAGCUUAUAAGCGUCUUUCCACAAUCUUUGAAUGUGAGGAAGAUCUUGAUGGGCUUCUCUCUCCGGAAAAUAUUGUGGAUGAAGAGCAGACAAAGCAAGAACAGAAACAGGACGUAAAAAACAUUUGUAUAGAUUCGGACAUCACCGGAAAUGGUCAGAGUUCUACACAUUUGCAGCAUCAAAAACCAUCAGAAGAUAAUGGGUCAAUUCCUAAAAAAAAAGAAGACCAGGAUAAACCAGACUCCCCUAGAAAGGCAGAAACCAAAAGGAAAUUCAAAUUUAAGUUCCCCAAAAACAAACUGGCUGCAAUUAGCCAGGCCAUUCGAACAGGGACGACCAAAACAGGCAAGAACACUCUUGAGGUUGUUGUCUAUGAGGAAGAGGAGGAGAAAGCACCAGAUAGCAGGCCACUGAAGGAGACCAAGAAGCAGACAAAGAAGUUUGAGAUCAACAGUACCAAACAAAUGAACUCAGGUGAAAGCAAUGCCUGUGACAGGGACAUCAAAGUCUCCUCUCCUAUUGAUACUAGACACUCAAAGUCACAUAGCCGGGUAGAGGAACUCUGCAAGAGCGCAUUUGACUCUAUUGACUAUCUAGAAGAGUCAAUUAAACAGUUGGAAAUCAGUGUGGACAGUAUAACUGCCCCUUCUUCACCCUCCUCCAUUGUGUCUUCACCUCCUCAGUCCCCUGAUUCUUCCUUUGACUCCACUGACAGAGCUCAGCAUAAGGUCAAAGUCAAACAAGAACGGGAAAGAAGCCUGUCAAAGCGACCAGCCCCUCAGAUCCUCAAAGGCCCAAAUCCACCUCAGAGUAAGAGGGCCAAACCACAGCCUCCACAUGACAAAGGGAAAACCUCCACCAAGAAACAGACCUCUAGCAGCAGCUCCAGCUCUUCUGUUCAGCGAUCCCACAUCAAGUCUCACCACUCACCCUCCUCUUGCUCACCAGAGAAGACACCUAAGGGCCAUCAGCAGGCCAUCCAGAAGCAGCCCAGCCAGGCUGACAGCAGAAGCAGUAGAGCAGCCGGGGAUAGUAACCAUUCUGUCGUUGCUUUGCGUGCCUCUAAGAUACCAGCUUUGUGCCAUAGCUCUGGGAAACACCCGUCUGCCUCUCUGUCCACUCCUCACUGCUCAGACACCACCGAUAGCCUGCAAAACUUCUCCUCUUCCCCUUCCUCCUCCUCCGCUUCUUCACCUUCAGUUUCUUCUUCCUCCUCCUUUGGGAAACACUCUCUUCUGUCUGCUUCAAUCGUCUCCAAAGCUUUUUCCCAUUCGUCCUCUCCUUCCUCCGCCCAGCGCUUCAGACAACAAGCUUUCUUGUCUUCCCUCUCCUCUUCCUCCUCGGUGAAAAACUCCUCCUCAGUUUCUCCGUCGAACUCCCCACUUCGCUCCCCCUCCCCAUCCUCAAAUUCAUUUUCUUCAUCCCCUCCUCCUCACAAGUCAUUUAUCCCGUCUCUGAAUCUAAGUCAUCUCCUCCCCUCAUCUAGCCACAUCUUGUCGCCAUCCCACGCUAGUUCCAGCCCGGCCUACUGCGGGCCCUGCAGCAGCAAACGCCAGCACUGCCUCGCCCUCGCCUCCACCUCCAGCACCGCCUCCACCUCCCAACACAGCUACUACUCUUCAUCGUCCUACUCCUCAUCCUCACCCUCCUCGUCCUCCACCUCCUCCUCCCUGUCUCCCACCUCAUCUUCCUCCUCCCCUCCCUCCCCGUCUACCUCCCUUCUCCCCACCAUGGCGAGCCAUAGGGCAAGGAGUGUCCGAACGUCAGGGUCCAACCCCAGCACUCCGAACCAUGGCAAGAAACGCACCGGAGGCCAGGCCGGCCGAGUCCCGCGCACAGUGGCAGCGACCUUGAAGGACGCAGCGUGAUGUUUUCAUCUACAAUUUAGGCUUUAAAACAUGUAAGUGCAGAGAGAAACGGCUCACCCAGCUGAUGUGUCCCUACAGCAAUAUUGUGUGAUGUUUACUUUUCUACAUUUUUUGGAUGGGUUGUGGACAAAGAGAAGGCAUGUAAAACCUUAAAAAAUGGGUAUGGGCAAAUUUGAUAAGUAACAGCAAGUAUACCAAAGAUAUGUUUGGGGCCACAUGAGAGCACUGUUUAUUUUAGUUUAUUUUUAAUUGUAAAAUGUCCCACUCACUUCAUAUCUACAUUACUGUUCUAUAAUAACCAAAUUUAAAGAAUUUUAUUUUUAGGGUUGUUACUAUUUUUAAGUUUUUAAUUUAUUUUUGGAAAAUCCUACCAUCUACUAAAUCUGUAACGAAAUUAAAUAUUGACCAUAAUAAAAGCACCACAGGUGGUGCAUUGUACAUUUGUAAAAUGCACUGUGACACUGAUGUGACACAGUUACUGUAGUUCUCUGUGAGGCAGUGAAGGCCCCGCUGAUCAUCAGAAUAGUCCGUUCUAAAAACAUAGUUCAGGAUUAGGCUACAUGGAUGUAUUCAAAUGAAGUCAGUUCAGCUUUCAUGUUAGUUUGAAGUUGCUCAUAGUGGAAUUUUGAAUGCCUUGCACUGCCCCGUGAGGGCUUAGGGCUGUCCCAAUGUCAAAGUGCAUGAGGGCUCUCC
Morone saxatilis (striped sea-bass) is the source of this 6057-nucleotide messenger RNA. Its product is annotated as sickle tail protein homolog. Lineage: Eukaryota; Metazoa; Chordata; Actinopteri; Moronidae. The transcript is spliced from 18 exons. The record is from RefSeq and is a predicted model, not a curated record. Gene Ontology annotation, cellular component: cytoplasm. The coding region runs from base 1 to 5364 and encodes 1787 amino acids.